AUGACCCCAUCUCCUCGCUUACCGCCAUCUGAUCGUCCCAGCGGCUCCUGUUCACCAAAGGCCCGAAAUAGUUCUGGCAGUACAUCGGGUGCAAACAAGAAAGAAGGGGCACCUAAAAUUGCUGUAACCGCCACAAGCUGUGCCAACUGUGGAACAACAACAACACCAUUGUGGAGGCGUGCCAGCGACGGAUCCACCAUUUGUAAUGCGUGUGGUAUGUUUCUUAAUAUGGAAUAA
Lobosporangium transversale is the source of this 237-nucleotide messenger RNA. RefSeq lists its product as hypothetical. Lineage: Eukaryota; Fungi; Mortierellomycota; Mortierellomycetes; Mortierellales; Mortierellaceae. The coding region runs from base 1 to 237 and encodes 78 amino acids. The record is from RefSeq and is a predicted model, not a curated record. The transcript has a single exon. Gene Ontology annotation, molecular function: DNA-binding transcription factor activity, RNA polymerase II-specific; zinc ion binding; RNA polymerase II cis-regulatory region sequence-specific DNA binding. Gene Ontology annotation, biological process: positive regulation of transcription by RNA polymerase II; negative regulation of transcription by RNA polymerase II.